Molecule: messenger RNA, 714 nt
Organism: Lotus japonicus
Lineage: Eukaryota; Viridiplantae; Streptophyta; Magnoliopsida; Fabales; Fabaceae
Product: two-component response regulator 24-like
Exons: 3
Coding region: 117-539 (140 amino acids)
Biological process (GO): phosphorelay signal transduction system
Source: RefSeq, a predicted model, not a curated record
UAGCCAUCCAUCUUCAUUUUUCUCACCUUUUUACUCAAAAUAUUAGCUUUUGUCUCAGAUUCUCUGGAGAAAGAAAUUUCCAUCAGCAAUAUAGUGUGAGGAGACGUGAAAAAGUUAUGGAAUCUCAAAACAAGAACAACCCUCAAAACUUGGCCACUCACCAGAUAACAGCACUUGUUGUAGAUGACAAUGCCCUCAACCGAAAGAUUCAUCAACAGCUGCUGAACAGUGCUGGAGUGAAAAAUGUUCAAGUGGCGGGAAAUGGCAAAGAAGCAGUGGAUAUUCAUAGGCGUGGACAAAGAUUUCACCUAAUUCUCAUGGACAGGGACAUGCCUAUCAUGAAUGGCGUUGAGGCAACAAAGGAACUUCGUUCAAUGGGCAUUUGUAGCAUGAUUGUUGGGGUGUCAUCCCGCGAUACCGAAGUGGAAAUACAAAAUUUCAUGGAAGCAGGUUUGGAUGACUACCAAGAGAAACCCUUGAAGAGUGCUAAGCUUAGUUCAAUUCUUGAUAAGAUCAAGCCCAAUUUUAAUUUCCAGUGAUAAUCCAACUGUAUGUGCAAUGAAUGCAAGAAGUAAUAAAAACAUAUGGUACCUGCAGGCUGGCUAGGAAGUUAACCAUUUCUUGUUUUCAAAUUCCAUAUGUGGAUUUUGUUUCUUUAUUUGGAGUUAGUUAUGUUGGCCUUCCUUUACUAUGGUCAGAAAAAAUGCUUAUACC